AUGCGGCCAACUAUCCAGGGUACUCGGUUGCCGUUGAGUGGCGCACUUGCCGAUGGAUGUCUGUCGCAUCUGACAUCUGUGGCCACUGCCGCACUGAUGACUUUUCUACGGCGAUUUCUCAUACCGAAUGCAGAGAACACACGGGCCGAGGCGGAUUUGUAUCAGGUUAUAGUGGAGAAAGAAUCCCUGGAUCAGAACUCGUAA
Echinostoma caproni is the source of this 204-nucleotide messenger RNA. Lineage: Eukaryota; Metazoa; Platyhelminthes; Trematoda; Plagiorchiida; Echinostomatidae. The record is from the annotation of a GenBank genome assembly.